AUGAAAUUAAAAAACCGGUACACCACCAAAACAAAAGAGUUGGUUGUCGAGCCGUAUGAGGCCAUUCAACAAGGAGAUUCUGAAAUGGCGGAGGCUUGGUUCGCUCAAGCCGCUGAGUAUUGGAAACAGGCUAUAACGCUUACUCCUGGUAAUUAUAUUGAAGCACAGAAUUGGUUGACGAUCACGAGGCGCUUCGAAUAA
This is a messenger RNA of Thlaspi arvense, 201 nucleotides long. The record is from the annotation of a GenBank genome assembly. Lineage: Eukaryota; Viridiplantae; Streptophyta; Magnoliopsida; Brassicales; Brassicaceae.